AUGGCUACCACUAACCGAAAGACGGCAGAGAAGAUUUAUCACUGGAUCAACUAUAUUGACUGUGCUCUUUCCCAUCCGAAACCAUUACCGACGGGAAAACAUGUUUUUCGUAGUGAUCUUAAAGCCGAUCCAGAAUUACGUGAAAUCUAUGAAUGUUUGUUCAGACUAUACACAGAGGAGAAGGCGUCUACAGAAUUUAGGGAACCAGUGAACGCACUUCAGCAUGGUCUCUUUAAUUAUUAUACCGUCAUAACGGAACCAAUGUCGUUACGCACAGUUUUAGAUCGCAUCGCUGAAGGUAAUCACUAUUCAGAUGCAUCAGAGGUGAUGAGUGAUGUAGAGAAGAUAUGGAGCAACUGUGAAAAGUUUAAUGGUGCCGAUUCUGCCAUUACUGCUGAAGCGAGAAAAUGUCAGUUGGCGUUAACAUUGCUGAUAAAGAGUGUAGCGGAUGAGCAGUUGGCUCCUCCAUCUGAGGUGGAUGAGGUGAUUGCUCAGUUGAAUAAUAUGGAUGUUUCCGUGUUAGCAGAAGUUGAAGAGUACUUCAGAAAAUCAGAUCCUACUCUCAUAGGUGAGAACUCUGAUGUGGAUGUGCCAAAUUUAAAAGUUAAACAUCUAAAGGAAAUGAGAAAGAUAAUUGAACGCGCUGAAAGGGCCGGUUCUUGA
Messenger RNA from Trypanosoma theileri, 663 nucleotides. RefSeq lists its product as uncharacterized. The record is from RefSeq and is a predicted model, not a curated record. Lineage: Eukaryota; Euglenozoa; Kinetoplastea; Trypanosomatida; Trypanosomatidae. The transcript has a single exon. Gene Ontology annotation, cellular component: nucleus; chromatin. Gene Ontology annotation, biological process: chromatin remodeling; regulation of DNA-templated transcription. Bases 1 to 663 code for a protein of 220 amino acids.